This is a messenger RNA of Rhizophagus irregularis DAOM 181602=DAOM 197198, 1938 nucleotides long. RefSeq lists its product as uncharacterized. NCBI's taxonomy places the organism in Eukaryota, Fungi, Glomeromycota, Glomeromycetes, Glomerales, Glomeraceae. The record is from RefSeq and is a predicted model, not a curated record.
AUGUUGCGAUUUUUUGCAUCUUAUUUAGCUUCUAACAUUAAACCUAAUACUACUACAAAUGAAGAAAAUUUACAAGAAAACUUUUUUAAUUUUAACGCCAAAAAUUUUGAUUUUUUUGCAACGGAAACGGAACAUUCUGAUGAAGUGGAACAACCUCAAGAUAUAUCGUUAUUAAGAGAACGAAAAUUACAAGAAUUAACGGAAAAAGUUUUAUUACGUAAAAUAUAUCGUCAAAUGGUUAUGAAUCGUCACACUCAGGAUCAUUUGCCACUUUCUCAAAUUCAAGAAAAAUUAGAAGAAGAUGACCUUCCUUUAAAAGUACUUCAAGAUAAAUUAAAACAAAAAGAAAAUUCUUCUAUUUAUACUACAAUAAGAGAAAAUAUUAAUUUUUUACUUUAUAGUAAACCAUCUAAAUCGAAAAAAUCUAAACCUUCUUUAUCUACCCCUAUUAUUACUGAUACUGUUAAUAAUAGUGAUAAUAAUAAUAAUGUUUCUACUCCUAAAGAUGAUAAAAAUUACGAUGUCUGGGAUGAUGCAAUUAUUGGUCAUCUUAUGAAUCUAGUAGAAACGAUAGGCGUAGAAAUUAAUCAAGAUGAGAAUUCCGGAGAAUCUAUUAAUGAUACCAAGGAAUCCGCUCCAAAAGUAGACCGUCAAUUAAUAAACAGAGUAGUAAACGAAGUAAUAAACGAGGUAAUGAGAGAAGAAGAAUUCAAAAAAAGAUCUUCUCAUCUAAAUGAUACCUUCACAAAAGGAUCAACUAAAGUUACAACAGAUAAAGAAACAAUAGUCGCUGAAUCAUCUACUGCUACCACUGUUGCCAUAGAAAACAAUGCCAUGAAGAAUAUAGGAAAAAAUACCGUGAAGAAUAUUGAAAAAAAUACCGUGAAGAAUAUAAAGAAUAUUGAAAAAAAUACCGUAAAGAAUAUUGAAAAAAGUACCGUAAAGAAUAUUGAAAAAAAUACCGUAAAGAAUAUUGAAAAAAGUACCGUAAAGAAUAUUGACAAAAAUACUGUGAAUAAUAAUAUUGAUAAAAAUACCGUGAAAAAUAUUGAAAAAUAUACCGUGAAGAAUAAGAAUAUUGGAAAAAAUACCGUGAAGAAUAAUACCUCGACGAAAAUUGAAAAUAACGUCGCGACGAAUAAUGCUACGAUGGAUAUUGAUAUAGAGCAUGUAAAAAAUGUAAAAAAUGAUAUUACGGAUGAUAUUCAAGAGAAUAUUCAAGAAGAUACUAAUCUUGAAUCAAGAAAAAUUGCUGAAGAAAUAAUUAAUUUCGGUGAAACUAUUAAUGUAGCUGAAAGUCUUUUACCUUCCGGUAAUUUAAUGAAUGAUAACGCAAGUUUCAAGUCAACAAGGAGUGUUAAAAGAAAAUUCCGUCGUUCAAUAUUUUCUUUGGGUCAAUCUUCUACUUCCUCAAAUGAUAAAAAUCCCGAUCAAACUCAUAAUUCAUUAAAAAGACAUGUUAGUGACUUAAGUAGGAGGGGUUCUAUACAUAGUAAAAAAUCUUAUGAUAAUGACCUUUCAAGACGUUCUUCAAUUUCUUCUAAAUUUUCAUUUAGUGCUAAUACUGAUGUUAUAAUAGAAGAACAAAAUGAAGAUGAUUUUAAUCAUAAUAAAUUUUUUAAAAGAAAUCCUUCUACUCGGAAAUCCUUACAAUUUUUUAAAAAUAUUUUAAAAAAUAAUCAGAAUUCACCUUUAGCUAAUAAUGAAGAAUGUUUCCUAUCAAGUAGAGAAAUUAGGGAAAAAUAUUAUCAACAGUUUGAUGGGGUUAAACCUGAUCAACGAGUGUAUCCUAAAACGAUAGGAACCGCUGGAGGUCGAUCAGAUCCCGGUUAUUCGAAUUUUUAUCUAUCUAUGCCGAACGGUCAAUGGAUGGUCAGAACAAGGACUGCUUCAAGAAAAAUCACGGGCACACAAUACGUUGAAAAAGAAUUUAUUUAA